AUGCGUAGCUUCUACUAUAACUGGAGACAAUAUAUCAUCUCAAAGAUCGAGGAUCGUGCAGAGAUUGCUAAUUUCCAUGUUGAUAGGCUGGGCCUCGAGGCCUCCAAAGCUUCAAGCUCAAGCCAGAUGGUCGAUGCAAGGUUGAGUAGCAACUCGAUUUGGGAUCGCUCUGAGAGAAUUAUCUCGCAGAUCUUGACAGACUUUCCUAAAAAAUCUCAAGAAUAUCCUUCAUCCCUUGCGAGCAAGAUUCUGGACAAUCUGUCUAUAUGUUUCUUAGCUUUGCCAGUCGAGUCUCUGGAGAUGGAAGUCUCAAGGGACAUCAGCCGCCACAGAGGCUUCAUCGAGGGCACUUUACCCUUACUUCGUGCCUUGAGCACCAUGAAAUUUUCCAGCGCCAAUUCCUUUGAAGACGAGAGCGAUCUCUUCGACAUCAAACCUGAUGAAGGAUUCGUCAAAAUGAAAGUGCAUCAAAAAAUGUGCAAGCAACAUCGCCAGAAACCUCAGCAUGCGGGUAUCAACACAUCACUGUUCGCCAGGCUCGAUGUGGCUGUGCCUACCACGAGUAAUGCGGCCACAGCAUUAUCCACUCACAUUCUUGCAGAGCUGAAGCAAGUGCUCUCGUUAUACCUCUUGCUUCUGCGGUGGACGGAAUUAGCGGACGACAUCAAAGCCUUACUCUUCCCAAAUGUAGAAGAGUCUGCCAAAGAUGUCGCACCUGAACUUUCGUCCCCCAAAGAUGUCGAGAGCUCAACAGAGUCAAAAGUGUACCCGAUGGUGCAGCCCAUGAAGGCUGCUCUUUACUUUGACAACGCGGAUGGGUUUGGAGAGUGGCGGAUCCUUGAAAUAUUCAAGAACAUUUUCAAGACGAUCAGACAUCUCUUGCACGGUCACUUCUCAAGCGACAAUCAAAAGAGGCUCGAUGGAACAGAUGCAGGAAUUCCGGUCUUCGAAGCCAAGUUGACCAAGGAUCUAUGGCUCGUGUACCAGAUUGAUUGCAUCCCUGACCAGGAUGGAGAGUCUGAGAGACAAGUCAUCAAAGUGUACGGGAUCUAUAAACACUCUGAGCUUGGCAGAAUAUGGAAUGCCUUGGGCAACCAUCUAGCACGCAAGGGGGCUGAAUAUUGCAGACGAUGCAUCUUCCGCACCAAGGCAGCCAACAAUGUUAUUCUGCCAGCCUCAUUCCCGCCGGCAGAACCUGAGCCAGAAAUCCCAGCGAGUCCGUUGGAUCUCAGUGCUAAGGACAUGGAUGAUGUUGAGUCUUCACACCUUGCUGGUCCUAGAGAAAUACGUAACAUUCUUGCAGUGAGUUACCGCAUGUACUCGGUCAUCCUCAUUUCUCAUUCUCGCAAAAGGUCUCAUCGCAAACGAAGACAUACACCACGCCUUCAUGCUCUCUUCUCAAGAAUGGAAGGUCGUCAAAUGCACCAUGUCGUGCUAUGUCUUGGGUCGAAGCGGCACAGGAUCCUUGGCAUUCAGCGAGCUUGGGAAUCGAGUGGCAUUGACAUGCCCAAGCCAUGUCAGAUUUUUGUCACAAAAUCUAGAACACUGGCGACAAAAGUAGGAGAAGACUUCACGAGGCUUCUAAAGUCCCUGACAUUGGCUGGCUCUACACUGCAAGAACUUGCCAAACUCAAGGCACAAAGCAUUCUGAAUGAUCUUGUUGAUCAUGAUGACGCUCCUGAGUCGCAGAUGAAUAUACCAAUGAGAUACAGUCAACUCGAGGACAAACAUUUCCCCCUAUUCGUGACUUUCGAUCAGCUAGCAAAGAUGAUUGCAGCGGAUGUCUUCGACAUGGACGAUCCUAAGAUGAGACGUAGCGCUGAACUGUUCUUCACCACCGAUGAUGCAGAGACACAUGAUUCGCUUGUCACCUAUAAUAUAUUCAAAAAUCAAUAUUGGCCACAUUUUCCGCAGGGUCUCACCAAGAACCUCAGUAGUGCUGCUUCCUUUGCGAUUCAUGGUUGGUUUUCAGCGAGUUUCUGGGCAAGUACAAAUCUGUAUCCAAUAAAGCAGCUCCUGAACCCCCACAUAGGUAUCAUCAAAGGCUCAGAACAGGCAUUGAGCUGUCCGGAUGGUGUUCUCGACCGUUCAAGCUAUCUCUGCAUUUCUCGUCGCUCUAAUCCGAUUUCUGCGAACCACAUGGACAGUGUCUACAAUAUAUUCGAGAUUUACAAGAAGUUCAAGAAGUAUAAAUACCAUCUCAAUGUUGCGGAUCGUAUGCACACGAUCCUCAAGGUCUUAGGAGAUUGGCGGUUUCCUGGUCGACAAAUUGAUUACCUGUAUGUCGACGAGGCGCAAGACAAUCUGUUGAUCGAUGCACUGGUUUUGAGGCGAUUGUGUAGGAAUCCAGACGGACUUUUCUGGGCUGCGGAUACUGUGCAAGCGAUCUCUGCUGGAAGUUCCUUCAGGUUCAACGAUCUGAAAGUGUUUAUCUAUUGUGUGGAGCAGCAAAGUAUCUUGGUCAACUCCGCUAGAGCUCCUGUGCAUCAACCAACGAUGUUCCAAUUGGGCAUGAACUAUAGGUCACACGGUGGCAUCGUGAACUGCGCUCAUUCUGUCAUAGAGCUCAUCACGAAGUUCUGGCCAGAUUCAAUUGAUCACCUCCAACCUGAAAAGGGGAUGGUGGAUGGAGUGAAGCCAAUCUUUUUCAUGGGCCCAGAUGAUGACACUUGCUGCAAACAGUUUUUAGUUGGGGAGAGAGACGAGCUUGGACCUAACCAAUGCAUACUUGUACGUAACGAUGCAGCGUGCCAGAAGUUACGAGAACAAGUAGGUGAUAUUGGAAUCAUUAUGACGCUCUAUGAAAGCAAAGGCCUUGAGUUCGAUGAUGUUCUCUUGUACGGCUUUUUUGAAGAUUCCGUCAUAGAUGUGUUGCGGUGGCGGGUAAUUCUCAAUGGGGUGGAUAGUCAAGGUUAUGCACCCGAUUUUUACCACGACGAGACCCGAUAUGCUGGAAUAUGCAGUGAAUUGAAACACCUCUACUCUGAUGCUAUGCAUAUUUUCUGGACGUCUCGAAAUCUUAUCCAGAACUGUGCCCACGACAGCGAUAUUCCUCCCCUAGUUGUCUCCUUCAAUCCAGAAGAAUGGGCAUCCUCUGGUCGCUCACUGUUCUUGCACAAGCUCUACUCGCAAGCUAUGCACUGCUUUCAGCAUGCAGGCCGUCUCCGUGAAGUGAAGGUUUGCGAAGCUUAUCUACUACGGGAAACAGCGCGUUCCAGCAUCGGAGUGGCCUCGCCCAACGUCCAACAAAAAGCUUUUAUCACGGCAGCAGAUGCCUUUGCUGACUGUGGCGCAGCUGCGACAGGGAAUGAGAAAUGUCAAUAUUACCACACCUUGGCGGCUUGCUACGUUCGAGGAGGAGAGGACCUCAAAGCUGCUGAUACCUAUCUCGUGGCUCAAGAGUUUGGUCUAGCUGUGAAGAGAUAUCGCAAGGCUGGAUCUUUCGACCGGACGCUCUGUGUCCUUACUGACUACUGCACAAUGAUACCUGAGGAGACCGCGACAGCCUUGUGGACUGCAUGCCGGCUUUAUUACUGCCGCAAAAGCAACAAUCAAGCCCCAUUGUCUCUAUUCUCCUCAUCUGACGAGGAACUCGAGUUUUUGGAGGCGCAUGGCUUGGACUAUGCUCGUGUUUCCCUUCUCGAGUCUCACUCAAGGUACUAUGAGGUCGCGGAGCUACACUUGUCAGAGAACCGUCCCAUGGAAGCAGCUCAAGCAUUCCUUGAGGACAACAGAAAUGCUGAUUCAGCUGCUUGUGCAGCUGACGCUCUUCUGGAAUCCCUGUGGUGCAAAUACUCAUUUAGAAUUACCAGAGCUGCCGUUCCUGAUGACUCAGUGCAGCAUUCUAUUGCUCUCACCAAUCAGCUGCAGAUGUUAAAUACCAAAACAAUUCCUGCCACCUCAACUAUCCCUCUCAUUCCAAAACCUGAAUUUAUCCCUCGAAAAGUAUUACCACUAACCCAGACCUCCACGAUUGCAACUCCACAACCAGCUAUAAUCCCUAAUCCGCUUAUCGUUCUUCCACCCCCAGUCAUAGCACUGUUCACACCUUCUCAACUGCCUAUCAUCAUGUCUAAUGCAUCUAAAGGCAUAAAUGCGAUGCCUGGCGCAAACUCCACCAGAGUGCUGUCUUUCAAUGGCAAAACUUCUGAACUCCUCGAGUUCUUCGAGCUAUUUGAAGACUUAGCGACGGCGUGUGCACUUACAGAUGCAGAAAAGUGCAAGUUGAUCGUUCGUUACGUCAACCUUCAGACGAAGCGAUUUUGGGUAACACUUAUCGGAUAUGAAAGUAAAAAUUUCACUGCGUUUAAGGACAGUAUUUUAGCAAGGUACUCCAGGGCGGCCAAGGGUCAGCGAUAUUCUAUUCACGACCUCGAGCGUGUUGUUAUUAACAGUGUCGACAAUGAAAUCUCAACAGAGACUGAACUUUUACAGUACUACAGACAGUUCUGUCCUGUCGCUCACUGGCUUGUUGCCAACGGCAAGAUAUCCACUUGUGAACGGGACCGUUAUUUUUGGCAGGGAUUGCCUGCUACUACCCGACACGCCAUCGACCGACAACUCGAACUGAAAGACGCCAACUACUUGCAAACAGAAGCUACCGACUUUGAAGAAGUCCUCAAAGCAGGCCGUUUUGUCUUCUCUGAUGACACUUUUGAUGCCGACCUCAAUGAGCCGAUAGCAACUAGGAUAUGGACGAUACGAGAAGGACGCACUUCUAGAGUUAAGGCCGCUCCUCACUGGGAUUCAGACAAUGAAGAGGAGAGAAAAGAUGCCCGAAGGGAAGUACAAACCAAGCGAGUCGCCUUCACCCCUUCUCCCCCUGCCCCAGUCAAGAACACCAUCGACGAAGUCAAAGCAUUGGCAUGGAAGAUGCAUGGCCUUGAUAUCGGCGACAUCACAUACUCGGGUUGUUAUACCCGACUCAUUUGGGAAAAGGGGGACACCUGUGUCCCCCACCGCAUCUCUGACUUCACAAAUGCCCUGGUAGAGGGGUGA
Messenger RNA from Suillus paluster, 4998 nucleotides. RefSeq lists its product as uncharacterized. The record is from RefSeq and is a predicted model, not a curated record. The transcript has 31 exons. The coding region runs from base 1 to 4998 and encodes 1665 amino acids. Lineage: Eukaryota; Fungi; Basidiomycota; Agaricomycetes; Boletales; Suillaceae.